CACCCUGACAAAGACAAAACAAAGAUGAAUUACAAGAGCACAAGCAAAUAACACUACCGUAGGAAAAUGCAUCGUCUAUACCAAUCUCGAAAAAGACUGACCCAGUCCAUCGCAUCGGCAGCCACAGCCGAGGACAAACUUUUGGCGUCUAUGGCAGCAGAAAAACCUACUUCCGCCAAAGCAAGAGUGGAAGGGUUGGAGGCAUCUGUAUCAACAUCAGAAAAACUAUCGCCUUCCACACAUAAUCAAAAUAACACGAACAACGACCGGAAGAGGCAAUUAGAAGAACACGAUAAUCCUCAAGCUAAUAAAACGUCAGUAAUGACAGAAAGAAGCAGGGAUGUCGUUUUGAAUGGCGAUGAUAGCGGCGAUUCUUCUCUUGGUCCCCCACCCCACAAAAAGACGACGACCACCACGACGAUGGUGACUGACUCUCCACAAAGUAGAAACGCAGCUGAUGGCACUAUUUCUAGCACUGUUGCAUCGGAAAUGGCUGCUACCAUCACUCCCGGCGGCUGUGCUGAGAGCCCUGUCAAUAACAAGGGAAACAAAAACAAUGACAGCCAAGCCAUGGUGAUCGAUCUUGCCACGUCCAGAUCGUCUUCGCCCGGUCCACUCGAGGAUCAUUCCGAAGUCUGCAUCGUUGCUCCUCCACCACCGGGAUCCUUGCUUGAAAAUUGUACAACAAACGAAUCGAAUGGAGAUGACGACAACGAAGACGAAAUCCAGAUUGUCUCGUCCACAACAAUUAAUCCGAACAUUCAAUACCCCCACAAACGCACGGAUUGUGGAUUACACGACUUCCAAGCGGACCCCCAGAAAUUCUGUCGGAAAUGCUACUGCGUCGUGUGCGAUAUCCCCGCCAGCGAGUGCACGUACUGGAAGGAUCAUUGCUCGCUGACGCAGCGGCCGAGGGAUGAUAGUGAAAACGAGGACGGCUAUGGUGGCGAAAACGACUGUGACAAUAAUCCAGCGGACGACACGCUCCUCGAAUCGCCGACCGCUACGGCACGAAAUUACCAUCUCCAAGCACAAGGUCGAGCAAUGCCCGAACAGCAGCAGCAUUUACUGCACGAAGAGCAAGAACAACCAAUGUCCAUGUGGGAGAGGCAACGGGAGGAAGAUCGCGCGAGACAGGAGCGGCACGAAGAGACUGAUACUCGCAAUAUGUGCAUCGCCGAUGUAUUGGCCUUGAAAAUAAGUCGCACACUCCAGCUAGCAGAGCAACACUCGAAUCAGAGAGUAGAGCUUAAGUUGUCCGAGGGUGGUCGUGAAAAUAGCAGUGUAGAAAAGAACACAGCCAAUAAUUACUCACAAGGAGCUGCUGCUACCGCUGCUCCCGCCACCGCGUCGAAAGUUGGAAUCGUUCAGAAGAACGACAUGGAGGGAGACAUUCCGCAGCUGGGAUUKCACACGGCUUUUUUUGUCGAGGGCAUCAAAAUCGGUUGGCCGUUUCCUGAAAUCAUGACCCCCCAGCGACAGAUGGCUAUCCACAUAAUCAAGGCCCUGAAACGAAAACUGCACGUGGUAUUAGAAAGCCCCACAGGCACAGGGAAAUCUGUGGCAAUUUUGUGCUCCGUGCUGGCAUGGCAGCGCUACCAUAUCCAAACCACCACCGCCAUUGACGGCGGUAGCAAGGUGGUAACAGACCCAGUUUCAAUGGAAGAGGAAGAGGAAGAAGGAACACCAAGGAUCAUUUAUCUCUCCCGAACCCACUCUCAGGUCUCCCAGAUGGUCGCCAGCCUCAAAAAGACCCCGUAUCGACCAAAAAUGACCAUUCUAGGCAGCCGUGAACGUCUCUGCAUCCACAAGGAAGUCAUGAAUCGGAGCACUAACAAGCUACCCAUCAACAUGGCUUGCAAAGACCGCAGGAAGAACACCGACGCCGAACGUAGGCUUCGGAUAAAGCAUGAUAAAUAUUAUGACGACGACGAUCCAAAGCCACCACAGCACAACGGAGAUGGUGAUCCCUCCGAUCUACCAAACGACAACGAUGACGAGCACGACAGCAGCAACGUUGGUCGGCCCCAGAAACCCAAGCUCACAUGCCCACAUUACCGCCAGCUCACCUCAAAUCGGACCGCGCACAAAGUGGUUCGGCAGUUUAUUGGGGGUCACCGAAUUCAACAACACAAAGAUUCUUCUACUGCUAUUGACGGCUGCGGUUGCAGUAGUACCGUAGGAGGGGAGGAAUCUGCCUUUGGAAUCCAUGAUGUGGAAGACCUGGUCCGGUUUGGGAAAAAUCCGCAUAAGGAAGAAAACAUUGCAAUAUACCGAGGAGAAACGGGGAAGUUUGGCUUUUUGAUUAACAACAAUACAAACCCUCAAUCAGGGGAAGAAGUAAGGGGUUGCUACGUCGUAUCCCUUGUAGAGGGUGGCGCGGCCGCAUUCGAGGCGCGGCUGAGGAACGGGGAUCGCCUCUUAAAGGUUAACGGAAAAGACGUCCGUACCUGGAAUAAAAGAAGGGUUGUCGAGUUGCUGGCGCGUACGCCGAAGGACCAGCCCGCCCGCCUGGACGUCCUUCGGGACGAUGCGGAUACUCCAGAAAUUCUGGAUGCUCAACAAGAAGCCGAAACACAGGAAGAUCCAAAUGGACAAGAAUUGGGAGCAAGAUCUGGGAUGCAGGAGAACGAUAUCUAUUCCGACCAUUCAGUUUGUCCGUAUUACAUAUCUCGAACUCUGCACAAGCACGCCGAAAUAACAUUUUCACCCUACAAUUACAUCCUCGAUCCCAGUAUCCGUCGGAGUUUGAAUAUUAGUCUCAGAAAUACAGUUCUUGUCCUUGACGAAGCACACAAUGUCGAAUCAACGUUAUGCGAAAGU
Molecule: messenger RNA, 2823 nt
Organism: Pseudo-nitzschia multistriata
Lineage: Eukaryota; Bacillariophyta; Bacillariophyceae; Bacillariales; Bacillariaceae
Source: the annotation of a GenBank genome assembly